Messenger RNA from Oryzias melastigma (Indian medaka), 2527 nucleotides. RefSeq names its product guanine nucleotide binding protein (G protein), beta polypeptide 3a (gene gnb3a). Gene Ontology annotation, cellular component: heterotrimeric G-protein complex; cytoplasm. The record is from RefSeq and is a predicted model, not a curated record. Bases 272 to 1294 code for a protein of 340 amino acids. Gene Ontology annotation, molecular function: protein binding; signaling receptor complex adaptor activity. NCBI's taxonomy places the organism in Eukaryota, Metazoa, Chordata, Actinopteri, Beloniformes, Adrianichthyidae. Gene Ontology annotation, biological process: G protein-coupled receptor signaling pathway. The transcript is spliced from 9 exons.
AAGCAAUUAAAUCAGAUCUCUUUUCUCUUGGAGUGCUGCAUCACUCCUUUCCCCACCUUUUCCCUUUAAACAAAUCAGAGGCAAAUCGGCUCGGUCAUAUGUUAUGACAGAGACUCUCAUUCAAAUACUGGAAGUGAGAAGGAGAGACUGCUGUAGAGACUCAAACAAUAAAAUCCACUCAGGAAUUUCAUCCGAUUGACUUUUAAGGAGUUCCAGCUUUGUGAACAUCUCUCCUUGCAUUUGUUGGUGACGGUGCCUGACAACUAUCGCCAUGGCGGAAAUGGAGCAAUUGCGAAAAGAGGCAGACAGCCUCAAAGACCAGAUUACAGCAGCUCGAAAGGCGGUUCAGGACACCACGCUGCAGGAGGCUGCAGGUGGGAUCAGUGUGGUUGGACGUGUCCAGAUGAAGACCAGGAAAACUCUGAGGGGUCACCUUGCCAAGAUUUAUGCCAUGCACUGGGCCACCGAUUCUAAGCUGUGUGUCAGCGCCUCGCAAGAUGGAAAACUCAUAGUGUGGGACACCAUCACAACCAACAAGGUGAAUGCCAUCCCCCUGAAGUCUUCGUGGGUGAUGACGUGUGCCUACGCUCCUUCAGGAAACCUUGUGGCUUGUGGUGGCCUGGACAACAUGUGCUCCAUCUACAACCUGAAGGGCAAAGAUGGGAAUGUAAAGGUGAUGCGUGAACUGGCAGCACACACAGGUUACCUGUCCUGCUGUCGCUUCAUCAGCGACAGUGAAAUCAUCACCAGCUCAGGGGACUGCACUUGUGUACUUUGGGACAUUGAGACCGGGACCCAAAAGACUGUGUUUGCUGGACAUCAGGGGGACUGCAUGUCUCUGGCCGUGUCCCCCGACUUUAAGUUUUUCAUCUCAGGAGCUUGCGACUACACCGCCAAGCUGUGGGACAUUAGAGAGGGCACCUGCAGACAGACCUUUGGAGGUCAUGAAAGCGACAUUAAUGCCAUUGGGUUCUUCCCGAAUGGCAAUGCUGUGCUAACAGGAUCUGAUGAUGCGACUUGCAAGCUGUACGACCUGCGAGCCGACCAGGAGCUGAUCACCUACCAGGACUCCAGCAUCAUGUGCGGAGUGACCUCUCUGGCUCCCUCUCUGUCUGGCCGGCUGAUCCUGGCAGGCUAUGAUGACUUUAACGUCAACAUCUGGGACUCACUUAAAGCUGAGAGAGUGGGCGUCCUGGCCGGUCACGACAACAGAGUGAGCUGCAUCGGUGUGUCUGCAGACGGCAUGGCGUGCUGCACGGGAUCCUGGGACAGCUUCCUCAAGAUUUGGAACUGAGGCAGUUCCUCAACACUGAGCAGAAAGUAGUUAAAACAUCUGCCUGGCAGAAAAAUGAAGAUUAGGAGUUUAAGUGAGAGACAAGAAGCCACAUAGGGUGAGAGGAGGGUGUUUAUUUGUGCCAAGUCUUAUCUUAUGUUGGAGACGGAAUCUAAGGGCAAGGGUUUUCUCUUCUUGUCACAGUACGUCCUCACCUAUCUUCUGGUUAGGGGGAAAUUUGGGACUCAAAUGGGGUGGGGGGGGUCUUGGAAAUUACCUUUCCUAAUAGUUAUUCAUUGACGACAGGUAGAUGUCUUCAAAGGUUUCCAGACAACAAAAGUUGCCUCAUGGACAUGGCGGCACACAAGAUGAGGCAGAAUUAAAAAUGUCAGCAUGUUUAAAGUCGCAUGAGCUCUUCUUAGGCAUCGGUUCUCACAUAAAUAAGCAUUAAAAUAAUUUAGUUUUUAGAUUUGGUAGACUCUCUAAAUACCAGGUUUUCAAAAUGUAGUUUGCUGAAAUUCACAUUUAUGUUUUGACUGAUGUAAGUGGAUUUAUCUGAUGAGAACUUGUACAGUAGGAAAAUGCUUUCUUAAGAGAUUUGUCCCUAAUGGUUCACUGUGCUCUUAAAAUUUCCCAUCAGGCUCAGAACGCCACAGUUCAAGGGUUUUGAGUAUACACAGCUGUACAUUUACAUGGGUUCUUCCACAGAUCACUUUUAACCCUAUACAGAUGAUAGCAGCACAAGGCUUUGAGAGAUGGAAAAAGCAAUCAACUACUAUUUGGAUUUUUUCUCAUUUUUUUUUUUACCCCAAAUGGUUUGUUUUGAAGAAUUUUAAAGCAGUGGUAUAUAAUAAACAUUGAGUUCCUUCUUAAAUUGCUGUUAUUUUGUGGCAAACCAACUACUUUUUAUAUAUACUUCGUUUUUAUUCUGUGUCGUUGGAGAGGAUUGAUUUAUUUUAACAAACACAUUUUUUCGAUUUGUGAACAACAGUAAACAUCAUAGGAAAAGUUGUAUGGCAGUGUCAAACUUUUAUUCUGUUGGCACAAAAAUUAGGGUGAAAAUUUCUGACAUACAAAUUGGGAAAAAUGUAUUUACAAAAAAAAUAAAAAAUAAAAAAGCAUUUAGUAAAGCAAAAAUUUCAGCUCAAAGACAGGUAUAAAAGGGUAAAUACCAUUUCAAUUUACACAAAGCAGAGGAUAGAAAAUGCAGCUAAUGAUAAAAUCCAUGUAUAAAACACAAAAAAGGUUGGAAAU